Molecule: messenger RNA, 4861 nt
Organism: Porites lobata
Lineage: Eukaryota; Metazoa; Cnidaria; Anthozoa; Scleractinia; Poritidae
Source: the annotation of a GenBank genome assembly
AUGGAGAUCUCAAAGAUUCGCCCGUGUAACAUUUAUGUGGCUUUUUCAAUUAUAUUUAUCUGCUUUGCUGUUUGUUUCGUGGCGUUGAUUCAUCUAGAGUACGAAGUUCACGCUCAGCGACAAAUGCUUCAAGUUUUAACUCAACGGCAAAGAGAAGAAAAGAACAAACCAAGAAAUCCUGAACACGUGGAUCCGAUUACGGUUGUACUGAGAUCGUUGCGUAGCGACUCUGGUGAAGGUAAGACUGAGAUAAUUACUGAAUAAUCAGGCUUGAAUCAGGCCAUGCCAUAAGGAUAGUAUUGCGUUUGUUUUUAUCACAAAAGCUCUUCUUUACUGUGGUCAAGUUAAAGAUACUUCUUCUUUCUUAAGUUUUAAAAUUUUAAAGUACAAGUAGGAACAAGGAGUGUCCUUCCAUGAUCUGAAUGCUAAAUAUAACGCUUAUCAUAACUAUUGAAACUGUAAGCUGACCGCUCCAGUGCGUUACGAAAUGUACUGAUAUCAAUGAUGUCAUCUUUUACGAGGCUGUAACGUAACAAUCCGUCCCUUUUUCGCCUUUUGCCUAAUAGCUUCCGCUUCAGUUUGACCACCAUUCUACAACGCGCAGCACAUUUCCUUGAAAUAAAGGAAACCGAAAUCAAAUCUUUGUCGCUCUUGACAAAUGUUACCCCUUUCGCGUGCCUAGUUUAGAACUUUGCAUCCUUUUAACUGCUUUACUGAACGCAGUGUCUUCAUGAAUAAAUCACAAAACUAGGAAGAGAACGUCAUCUCUACUUUUUACAGCCAUGAAAUGCAUCCGUCAUCCCUUUGGGCCUUUGGACGCAAAUGACAGAUUUCCCGCUACCCUUUCAUAUACGUACUUCAACUAGUGAAAUCCCUAGCCUUUCUGAAAAAGGUACCCCCUUCGGGCGGAACCUUCCCGUAUAGGCCAUUAUGGGGAGUAGCCUCGGGGGCGGGGAGGUCGCUAUAGAUUUUAACGUACAAAGCGCUUCGUGUCAAGUCAAUUCAAACGUUGGAAACAACACUGAAAAAAAACACACGUUGCAAUGACUGGAAUUCCUUUAAGAUUACAAGUUUUUAAAAAUCCGUUUUUAAGAAGAUUAAAAUCUUUGAAGUUUAUCCAUCCGUGCCUCCCUCUAGUUUGUUUUUUUUUUUGGUACAGCUGCAGCAGAACAUAGACAUAUCUGUGUCGUUUGCUUUGUUCUUCUCUUCCGGUGCUAAUUAUAUUGCUUGUGCUGUGACGAUUGUGUCUGCUUCGUGUGGUUUGUCACCGUCUUUUAUGAUAAUGUUAAUUUUGAAAUGUUACAUUGUUUCACUUGAUAGUUUGGUGGAAAAUGCCUGAUAAAUUUCGUGACAGUUACAGCUGCUUUAGAAUGUCAGUUUGGUAAAAUGGUAAACAAAAAGAGGAAAACGCUUUCAAACUUCGAAAUAUACUUUCGAACGAAUAAAUAACAAUCCUUUAUGUAAAAUCGUGUCCAUUACUUUUUUGCAGAACUGUUACACACUCGUCAUAAACGUUCUGCUGGAAAUGACAGUGAUAUCUUAAAACAAGGCAAACCUGUCAAUCCUGAUGACGUCAGAGGACUGAUAAUUGCUUUGGGUAAGCUGGCCUGUCCUGUAAAAUGCCCCAGAGGUCCCAGAGGACAAAGAGGCAGACCCGGUAACCCAGGCAAACAUGGACCGCCGGGUCCUCGAGGACUGCAGGGACCAAAAGGCGACAAAGGGGCUCAAGGAAAUCAGGGGCCCCCUGGGCCUAAGGGCGAUCAGGGCCCUCAAGGGCCCAAGGGCGAUGCUGGUGAAUCCAUCUCAGCUCCUUCGAUUGUGUUACCUCCGGUGUCAAUGGUGGUGAACGAAACUGGUAUAGCCUCAUUGCAAUGCGAAGUUAAAGGAAAUCCAGCGCCUCAGGUCACUUGGCUGAAAGAGAACUCCAGCCUUCCCGCGGACAAGCGAAUAUUCCAGUCACGUGAUGGUCUAAUUAUUGUGGAUGUGACGUCGCAGGAUAGUGGAUUGUACACGUGCGAAGCAAGAAAUUUUCUAGGAACAGUAUCGUCCUCAGCCACAUUGACUGUGCAAGGUAAUGAAAUUGUUUCCGCCUAGCAAAUAUUAAAUAGAGGAAGCAGCCUUAAAAGGAAAACUAGACAUUCAAAAUACUUAUGCUGUGAGACGUUGAAGUGAAGUGAAUAUACUAUACCGCUUUUUCAGUUUUUAGUAUAGGUAAUUUCCUAUUUAUUCAGCAAUGAUAACAAGACCAACAACGAACAUUGACUCUUGAUAACGUUACCAUGAACGUUAACUGCAAGGCGCUAACAUAAGAAGUGCGAAUAAAAACACAAUUAAAGUUUUUCCCAGCGAUGCGUUUCAGAGUCUCUGUGAGCCAGGAAGCCGGCGUGGCGUGUCAUCUCCCAGCCAAAAAUAUUUUAGGUAGAAAUAAUCACUAGCAAGCUAAUAUUCCUAACUAAUUCCCAGCCAAUUUUUAUCUAAGAUGCCCUACUUCCACGAUGCCUGAGGAACGGCUAUUUUGAAUAUGGGCUCCACAGAGCACUCCCGCUGACCUUUUCCUUCAUGACUCUGACUGUGGAAAUUUAUUUUCAACCCCGGUUCAAAUUGUUGUUGUUUUUAAAAUCACAACCGUCUGAGAUUUUGGUCAUCUCUUUUAUGCCUUACACCGCCUUGGGGUGGGGGAAUUCGGGAGGGAAUACCCAUGGGCUCCUUCCCCGGAAAACGGUAACACAUCACUGAUGGUUAUUUUCUCUUUUUACAUAAAAGCUGCCGUUACACCAACCUCUCUAGUGCGCAAUCCCACGUCCUGCAGCAGCUUAAAAACAGGCUCUUCAGGAGAUUAUAUAAUCGAUCCUGGUGGCGACGGAGGUGUGACUCCCUUCAACGUGUAUUGUGACAUGCGUGACAAAGGAGGAAUGGGCGUGACAAUCAUCAGUCACGAUAGUGAGAAUAGAACCCACGUUGGUAACAUUCCAGGUUGCAGUGGAGUGGGUUGCUACAGUAAAAAGGUAAAUUAUACUGGGGUGAACAUCGCCCAGAUAGAAGCACUCACUCAAGUCUCACGGGAAUGUGAACAGUUUAUCAAGUUUGAAUGCAACAAUGAUGUUCAGUUUAUUCAGGCCAGUUAUGCAUGGUGGGAGUCACGUGAUGGAACACGCAUGUACUACUGGGGUGGAGCAACAGGCCAUACUAACAUGUGCGCAUGCGGAGUAACAAACUCGUGCUCUAAUGGUGAAAAGUGUAACUGCGAUUAUGGAGGCUACAGCAGUGGAUGGAGAGAGGACAGCGGUCUGCUGACAGAUAAGUCCUCCCUUCCCGUAACACAGAUCAGACUGGGAGACUUGGAUAGCUCAAAUGAGGAAGGAUAUCUCACAUUAGGAAAACUGAAAUGUUAUGGGAAAGCGUGACCUUUUUCAGUGUUAUGCCACCUUACUUUGAGUCGCAAAAUGAAACGGAAAAAAAGGCUAAUACUAAAUGAAACAUUUGUUGUUAAUAGUGCAAAAUCUGAUCGGGUAGUUUGCAGUUAUUAAAGAGCCUUCGAUUCUGCGGGGAUAACGAAUCGAUGUUUACGUUUGGUUUUUUGAUGCAGAAAAAUUUAUUUCUGAAAACUCGUUCUUGAACAGAAAUAAGCACAUUGGAUGUUUUCAUGCUGUGGGUUUUAUGUUUCGCAAUUGGAUGACUGUGAAAUUGCGCUUAUUUAACAACUUUGACUUUUUUUGGUAUUGUAAAUAAGCUUUUUACUGGUUUAAACCUGUAAUACUGAGUUUAGUUUCACUGACCGUGCCCACUGAAAAAGUUAAAGCUUGAAUUGAACCCUCUGCAAAAAUUCCCCUUUUUGUUUUUGAUUCUGAUUUUGGUAAAUAUUCCCUAUUAAGCAGGUCGUUUUGGUGUGAUGGGCCACUCGGCGGCAAAAGGUAUUAUCCUGCGAUGCGCCAGAAUCGCGGGCGCAUUGAUGGAGAAACAGUUUUUUUGUAGAGACCUACUGAUCCUAGCUGAAAAGACUAGACUCAGAUGCAUAUAGUUUUUUAUUAAUUUUUAUUAUUAUUAUUUUUUUACAAAUAUCUGUAUAAUCAAACAUAUCAGUUUAAUCACACUUGCUACAUUCUUUCUUAUUAUUCAUUCAAAAUAUUUCGCAGUUUCUGAUUGGCUCAAAGCCCCCGGCUAACUCUUCAUAACCAACGGGCGUUGACCAAAUUUGGAAGAUGCAUGCAAUGUUCCUUCGAUUCGAUGGUAAUAAUAUUGACUUGGAAAAGAGGUUGAUCGAUGAUGUAAAGCAUGAUUUGGAAACGAGGUUGCAUGGGCAAUAGACCAUCGAUCAACCUCGUUUUCAGGCAAGGCGGCCUAGCUUUUAUACACGAGUGAACUGAGAAAGGUGGCGUUCAUGCACGGCUAUCCGAAGACGAAAUAGCUGCAUUUAUGACUCAAAAUGAACGGAAGGAAAGCAAGAAUACACAAAACAUAGUGCUCGAUGGAUAUUACCUACUUUCUAACAUCCUCCUCGAUCUGCUUUAUUCUUCACAUCCUACUCAGCUUCAUUCAAUAAUUGCUAAAUAUGUUGUGAUCAGGCCCGGAUAGUUCAAACUUCGGAUAUCGCUAUUCAACGGAUAAAUCACUACCCAGCGGAUAAGUAUUAGGGAAACCAGUUGCGUUAUCUACUUGAAAGAGGUUUACAGCAAACUGGAUUUAUCCAGUGGGUAGCGCUAUCUAUCUUUCGAACAACCGGACCCAGACGAUUAGAUAUCCUUCAGCUAUCUAGCUUGAAUUCCAGCCGCCUCCUCCUCCUCCUCAGCUCGCCAUUGUGAUUUGCAUAAAAAGGAAACUUAUAAAAACCACCCUCAGGAAGUGAACGAGGGUUGGCGGGCAG